AUGUCUAAAAUACCAAGCCAGCAGGUGGUCAUUGUCGGAAUCGACGCAAAUGCGAAGAUGGGACUCGAACAGCAAUCCAAUGUGCUAGGAAAAUGGUACUAUGCAGCAGAGCGCACGUCGGACAACGGUGACCGUCUGGUCGACUUGUGCGAACAGACGGGCCUCAUCAUCGCUUCCACGUUUAAGAGGAGUCAUCGACGCCAUCAGCUCACGUGGUAG
Molecule: messenger RNA, 219 nt
Organism: Necator americanus (New World hookworm)
Lineage: Eukaryota; Metazoa; Nematoda; Chromadorea; Rhabditida; Ancylostomatidae
Exons: 1
Coding region: 1-219 (72 amino acids)
Source: RefSeq, a predicted model, not a curated record